Molecule: messenger RNA, 1571 nt
Organism: Choloepus didactylus (southern two-toed sloth)
Lineage: Eukaryota; Metazoa; Chordata; Mammalia; Pilosa; Megalonychidae
Gene: IL1B
Product: interleukin 1 beta
Exons: 9
Coding region: 71-1144 (357 amino acids)
Biological process (GO): regulation of nitric-oxide synthase activity; positive regulation of immature T cell proliferation in thymus; inflammatory response
Molecular function (GO): cytokine activity; interleukin-1 receptor binding
Source: RefSeq, a predicted model, not a curated record
CCGGAAGUCCAGACCGGACCUGAUGUAAGGCGAGGCCCAGGCACCUGCAGCCUGAGUGGGUGCCAGCCCCAUGGCUUGGAGGAGCGACCUGCCGUUUUCUGGGAGAACUUGUGGCAGCAAAGCUUUGUUGGGCUACAGCCAGGCGCAGCGUUCGGCUCCCCUCGGAAGGAGUUUCACAGCCCUCUGGGGAGCCAGGAGCGGCCAAGGCUUCACGCAGUGCGUUACUACAGGCCUUAAAACAGCGAGGGUGAACUUGGCAGACACCAAAUCGUUUCGAGGCACAGUGGGUGCUCCACAUUCUCUCCAGCCAGCUUUCCUUGCUCAGAUUUCAGAAGCAGCCAUGGCCGCAGUGCCCGAACCAGCCAGUGAGAUGAUGGACUACUUCAGUGGCAACGAGGAUGACCUUUUCUUUGAGGUGGAUGGACCCAAACAGACAAAGCCCUGGUUCCAAGACCUGGAUCUCUGUCACCUGGGGGCUGGAGGCGUCCGGCUCCAGUUCUCCCACGAGGCCAACAGCAGGAGCCUCCGGCAGGUCGUGUCCGUCGUCGUGGCCCUGGAGAAGCUGAAGGAGGUGCUGGUUCCCUGCGUGCCGGCCUUCCAGGACCGGGACCUCACUGCUCUCCUCAGCUGCAUCUUUGAAGAAGAGCCCAUCAGCACGUGGGGUGACGCGUACGUGUGCGACGCGCCCCUCCGGUCCCUGAACUGCCGGCUCCGGGACAUAGAGCAGAAGUGCCUGGUGCUGUCGGGCCCGAGCGAGCUGCGGGCGCUGCACCUCAACGGGGACAACGUCAACCGCCAAGUGCUGUUCUGCAUGAGCUUUGUGCAAGGAGAAGCGAGUGGCGAGAAGAUACCUGUGGCCUUGGGCAUCAAGGAAAAGAACCUGUACCUGUCCUGCGUGAUGAGGGACGGCAAGCCCACCCUGCAGCUGGAGACAGUAGAUCCCAAAAAUUACCCGAAAAAGAAGAUGGAAAAGCGAUUCGUCUUCAACAAGCUGGAGAUCAGGGACAAGGUGGAGUUCGAGUCUGCCGAGUUCCCCAGCUGGUACAUCAGCACCUCUCAGGAGGAGGAGGCCCCCGUCUUCCUGGGCAGCACCAAGGGCGGCCGCGACAUUGUGGACUUCACCAUGGAGGUCGUCUCGCCCUAGCACGCAGGGGCGGCGCCCGCCUGGGCUGGCAGCGGGGCCCGGAGCUCGGUGCGGCCUGUGCCUCACACGGUCCAGCUCCGUCACCGUCCCCGCCCCGGGCCCAGCCCGAAGCCGCCGACAGCAGCGAUUGCACAUCCGAUUCCAAGAAACCCUCUGCCCUGUGCCCUAGCUGCUGGAGAGUGUCCACUCAACUAUUUAUUUAUUUAUUGAAUGGGGAGUCUAGAGGCAGCAGCGUCUGUCUGUGAAGGAGCCCAGUCUUCAGCACCCACAGAACCGAUCUAGUCUGGACUACACGCAGCCUUUAUUUAAAGCCCUUUUACUGAGGCUGAAACUAUAAGCUCAGGUUAUUUAAAUGGGGAUAUUUAUGAAUGGGGACAUACUAUCACACUGCUUCAAUGGUUCUGAAAUAAAUUUCAAUGAAAACUAA